Cornus florida is the source of this 3357-nucleotide messenger RNA. RefSeq lists its product as uncharacterized. NCBI's taxonomy places the organism in Eukaryota, Viridiplantae, Streptophyta, Magnoliopsida, Cornales, Cornaceae. The record is from RefSeq and is a predicted model, not a curated record. The transcript has 4 exons. The coding region runs from base 825 to 3056 and encodes 743 amino acids.
CAAUCAUGCGCUUACUCUCUCUUUCUGUCAUUAAUCAUUUCUCUCUAAAUAUAUUUUUUUUAAUCUGUCUUUUACGAAAACAAUCUCUGCAAAUUUAGCAUCACCCAUGUUCAGUCUUUGAAACUUUUCAAGUUUUCUCUAAUUCUCUUAUCUUUUACUAAUACCCCUCAACAUGUUGUUUUUUACCCAACUGGAUUUCGCCGAGCAAUCAAUGCCAAUUGCCUUCUCUUUUUAGCUGUAACGCAUUAAUAGUUUCCAAUUUCUACUGCCAAUACUUGUUUCGUUUUUUAGUCAUUUUCUCCUCUCCUCUCCUCUCCUCUGGGUUGUUGCGCGCGCUCUCUCUCUCUCUCUUCUUCUAAUGUUAAUGUCCACCACCGUUAAAAGUACCAAAAAGCUUCGACCUUUGAUCUCAGUUCUUGAAAAUUGAAUUCUUUUUCUAUUUGGGUUGUACUACCAACGCUUUGUUUCUUCCUUUUGGCACUACUAGUAAAUCUGAUAUUGAUUGCUGUGUACUUUCUUGUGUUUCUUAACCAUUAUUAGUACCAAAAGCUUUAAACUUUUGAUCCGUUUUGUUGAAUAAUGUGAUUUUUGUUUUCUGUUUGGCGUCGUAUGAUCAUCUGCAUACAAAGUAUAAACCCCCCUUUUUUUCUUCUUCUUCUAUACAACUUGUCAGAAGAAUACAUAAUUUCUUGUUUUCGAUCUGGGUAUUGGAGAAAACCCUUUAUUUUUCUAAGAACAAACCCUUUGCAAGAAUUUAUGUGGUCUUUUAUAUCGAAUCUUCAAUUUUUGCAGAGUGAUGCAAUUUGAAGGUCCCAACAUUAAGAAUGGCUACUUUGGUCCCUGGUGUUCUGUUAAAGCUCCUUCAGCAUAUGAAUACAGAUAUAAAAAUAGCAGGCGAGUACAGGUCGUCUCUCUUGCAAGUGGUGAGCAUUGUCCCUGCACUCGCUGGUGGUGAACUCUUCCCAAACCAAGGGUUUUAUCUCAAGGUAUCAGACUCUUCUCAUGCCACCUAUGUAUCCCUCCCUGAUGAACAUGAUGAUCUCAUUCUUAGUGACCAGAUCCAAUUGGGUCAGUUCAUACAUGUCGAACGCCUUGAAGCUGCCUCCCCGGUCCCCAUUCUUCGCGGGGUUAGGCCCGUCCCCGGCCGACACCCUUGCGUUGGAACCCCUGAAGAUAUAGUUGCCACUCAUUCUUUAGGGUUCCUCAAUAACAAUUCUGUUUCUUCUUCGGGUUUCAAACCCUUAGAAAAGUCUAAAUACCCUUCAAAAAUAGUGAACCAUAAUCAUGUUGGGGUGAAGGAUAAUAAUAAGUCCACCCCUGUGAGAUUGAAUAGUAGUUCUAAAGAGGAUCAAUUGGAUAAGAAAACAUCGUCAUUGAGUCGAUCAAAGUCUCAAUUGUCCAAGGCGGCUUUGAGUUUAGUGGAGAAAAAGGAAUCUUUGAUGAAAUUGAAGUCCUUGAAUUCAAGGUCAAUUCCUUCUUCUCCAACGAGUUGUUAUUCAUUGCCUACUUCUUUUGAGAAGUUUGCAAACGGGAUUAAGCAGCAGGCAAAGAUCAAGGGGUUGGAGAAGGCAACAGCUAAAUUAGGGUUGGCAGAAAGGGUGAGUUCUGUCCGUGGGGCGAGUCCUACUGCCAAGAAGGCGCCAGGAUUGAGCUCGAUUAAGAAUUUCGUUCAGGGGAUUGAAUUGGGGUCCAAAGCUCUCAGAAAAAGCUGGGAAGGUAAUAUGGAUGUGAAGGCUAGAGAAAGUCCAACAUUGAGGGCCACCAAGCAUGAGCCUCGAGCUCGGAGUAGUUCUGUUCCUAGAAGAUCAACAAGUGACAGGUUACCAGCUAAAGAAGAGAUUAAGGUUCAGAAAUCCGCAAAGUCAUCUAAAGAGGAAAAUAAGGUACAUGUGUCUCCGAAGAAAGUUACUGCAAAUGGAGAUUUUCUUGAACUUGAUAAGCAAAACAAGCAAAGAACUUCUAUUGGGAAGAAAUUGUCCGGAGAGGCUUCUAAUCAUGGAUUACCGGGAAACUUGGUCAAGGUUUCUUUCAAUAAUAGGAGAUUAACAGAUGGAAGUGUUUCGUGGGCUUCCCUGCCAUCUUCUCUUGCAAAACUUGGAAAGGACGUUUUGAAGCAUAGGGAUGCUGCACAAGUGGCUGCCAUUGAGGCAAUGCAAGAGGCUUCAGCUGCAGAGAGCAUACUUCGAUGUUUAAGCACAUAUUCCGAGCUAAGUUCCUCUGCCAAGGAAGAUAAUCCACAGCUUGCAGUGGAGCAGUUCUUGAGUCUGCAUGCAAGCUUGAAUAAUGCUCGUUUGGUUGCUGAUUCCCUAUCUAAAACCACCCUGGCCGGUUCAUCUGCAGAUCUUGAAGAAAGCCCUUCAGAAGAAUCACUAAAAGUCACUUCAGACAGACGCAAACAAGCAUCUUCUUGGGUCCAUGCUGCAUUAGCGACCAAUUUAUCAUCCUUCACGGUGUUUAGCAAACAAGCCACUUUGAGUCCAAUUUCAGCUUCAACUCCAGCUCAAAGCCCGAAAACUGUUCCAGGAAAUCAACCCGUAUUAGUCCUUGAAAAUUUUUCAAAGAGUUCCUCAACAAAACCCCAAACCAAACCUCGGCAGGGAGUCAGCUCUAAGAUUGUGACACUAGGGACUCCACGACGGCUAGUGGAUGGGCCAGCUGUAGGGCAGAAGCCACGGGCUCCACCUCCAAUAGAGUGGGUUAGAGGAGAUGGUCUUGAUGAGGCCGCCGACUUGGCUGAAAUGUUGCAAGCAGAGUCACAGAGUUGGUUCUUAGGAUUUGUAGAGAGGUUCUUGGAUGCUGAUGUGGGUGCUUCACCUUUGUCGGAUAAUAAUCAAAUAGCAGGCAUGUUGACUCAGCUCAAGAGUGUGAAUGACUGGUUAGACGAGAUUGGGGCUAAUAAGAAUGAAGAAGAAACUCCUCAUUUCUCACCUGAGACUAUUGACAGGAUAAGGAAGAAGAUUUACGAGUAUCUUCUUACACAUGUGGAAUCUGCAGCUGCUGCACUUGGUGGUUGCGCACAAACAUCACCGGCAAUUGACACCAAAGUGAGAAGAUGACUCGAAUGAAAUCCAGUUUUCACCGUGCAUAUGUGGAGCACAAAGACAUCGCAAUUGGGCCCUUCAACUGCGAAGUGGUUAUUGGAGCUCAGUAUUUUAAUUUGUGUAUAUACAUCCUACAUGGGGUUCAGGUAUAGAUGGAGUUCUUACUAUUAAUUAUCAAAAAAGGUAGAUAUUUGAGGAUUUUUUUCUUUUUUCUUUUCUUUUCUUGUUGGAGAUGGCCAUUCUCCUUUACCAUGUUUGUGUUUGUUCUAAAUUUUGAUUCAAUAAGACUCAAGGUUAAUGAAUUUUAUAUUGGUUA